Oxyura jamaicensis (ruddy duck) is the source of this 1777-nucleotide messenger RNA. RefSeq names its product SAYSVFN motif domain containing 1 (gene SAYSD1). Bases 1 to 450 code for a protein of 149 amino acids. The transcript has 2 exons. Lineage: Eukaryota; Metazoa; Chordata; Aves; Anseriformes; Anatidae. The record is from RefSeq and is a predicted model, not a curated record.
AUGUCGGCCGCCGUGGAGCAGCGCCUCGCCCGCUUUCGGGCCGCUCGCGGCACCACCACCGCUACCGCCGCCCGCCUCCCGCCGCUCUCCGAGGAGCCGCCGGGAAAGGCCGCGGCUCCGGAGGCCUCAGAGGGCCCGGAUCGCGGCGGCCAGCCCCGUCCCGUCCCGGCGGCGACGGAGCCGGCGAGGCCGCUGCUGGUGCUGGCGCUGAAGCUGCUGCUGUGGGCCGUGCUGCUGGCGCUGUUCGCCGAGCUGGAGCUGGGGCUGCCGUUCUUCGUCGUCUCCCUCUUCUACUGGAUGUACGCCGGCACCCGCGGCCCCGGCGAGCGGCGGCCGGGCGAGCUGAGCGCCUACUCAGUGUUCAACCCCGGCUGCGCCGCCAUCGCCGGGACGCUGACGGCCGAGCAGCUGGAGCGGGAGCUGCACUACCGGCCGGCCGCCGGGAGGUAGCGCCUGGCCGCCGGGCACGGCCCCCUCACCUCCGCACCGACCUGCUGCGGGGCGAGGAGAGAAGGGAGCCGGCCCCGGGCGCGGCUCGGACUCGAAUAAAGCCGUAGCAAAGCGUAGCUCUGGUCUCCUUUCCUCGGGGGUGGCCCCGGGCCCGGCUGGCAGGCACCGAAGCGGCAGGCAGCUGGUCUGAGCGGUGCUGGAAGGGCUCUGAGGGGCACGACCCUCACACAGCUGGCCGUCAGCUUGGCAGCUGGUCAGUUUCUGCACCUGGUAGCCUUAACAGUGGUGGCAGGAAGGCUGCUGUUUGACAACAGCUUUAAUAAAGUGAUUAACUGCUCUUCUUUCCCAGCUCUGUCUAGAACCCAGUUGUUGAAGACGUGAGGCAGUAUCAGUACAACUGAGGCUGGUGCUUCUGUUCACACUCAUGUGUUUCAUCUAAUUGUCUGAUUUUGAUGCAAGUUCACAUAAGUGACAGCUUUUAUCAUCUGCAUUGUAAGGCAAAAGGUUUGAUUAUUAUUCCUGACAGCUGAUGUUUUUUUAUUCAUCAUUUUUUAAAUUUAGGGUCAGUGUGCAGCAGAGGUGGAAAUGCAAGAAGCCCUCAGAUAGAAAGGGAUUUGCCCUGUCAUUGGAUUCAUUUUUUUUUUUUUCCUCUUUACCAUAGCACAGCUGGUGAUGCCUCUUACAAUCACUCCAUACAUUGUCAGGUAUACAGUUCAUGUGUGAUCCACUGGCAUUUAUAAGUAACAGGAACAAACCAUGAUUGAAACAAAUCAUUUAUAUUGCCAUAGUGAAGAGCAGCUAAAGGAGCUUACACCUGUGCGUACUGAGUCAAGAACCAAAAUCAGAGCUUGGUCUUUCAAAUCCUGUUUCAUUAUGCCUUUUGUAUUUUAGCAGUGAUUUACAGUGUUGAGGAUUGAGUUAUCACAGGUUUUGUCAUUUGUUAAGGAAACAAAAGGAAGCAUUUGUCAAGUUUAAUUGGACCAGAGAGUAAUGGAUUAAAGUACAAACGUGUUUAACAGUGCCAGGUAUCUUUCAAUAGCUCUCCGCAGUACUGGAAGCAGUAGCUUCUACUAGCUUCUAGUACUGGUCUGUUGUAUAAAUUCCAAACGCUGCUUUUUAAAGCUAAGCACAGAAUUUUCUCACUUUCACAUCUUCUACCAUCCUCUAGCUGAGAUGUAAAAACUCACAGAGUUUUCACUCCUUCUGAUUCCUUCUGACUGUACAGAUAAUGUGCUCUGUUUUGUUUUUAAUUAAUACAACUUCUGCAGGUUAAGAGCAGUUGUUGUACUGGACACGGUGGUACAAGUAAAACCUUUGCUUCCAUGAA